AUGAAUCACAAGGAUGUGAGGAACAAGUAUUCCAUCUCGAAGCAGGGCCAACCGGACUGGUGCCACUUCUGCAAAUGCUGGGUCCAGACUCACGCGAACGCGAAGAGGAUGCACGAGCAGAGCAAUCAGCACAAGAAAGCCGUCGAGACGAAGAUGCGAGAGAUCAGGAAGACCAAGCAGAAGGAAGAGAGGGAGGAGGAGGCCACGAAACGAGCGCUGGCGAGCAUAGAGGCAAAAGCUGCGCAGGCCUACCAGGCCGAUCUCGCUGGGGGAGCUCGACCUGAGGACACACAUGGACCCAAACCGCUAAGCGCGGAGGCUCGUCUUCGGCUGGAACAGGAGAGUGUGAAACAUGAACUUGAGGAGGCGAUAGCAAAAGAGCUCAAAGCUCGGGCGGAGGCGGAGUACAGAACGCAGCAGGAGAUUGGUGAGUGGAAGUUUGACGACAGGUCGUCGUACUACUGGCACGCGAAGUCGUCAUGUUACUUUGACCCGAAGACCAAGAUGUUCUUCAACACGAAGUCGAACGCCUGGUCCAAGGAUGGCCCGGAAAACGCGCCCCCGGUUCCCGGCGAUGCGACCCCGUCGGGGCCUGAGCAGGUACCGGAGGAGCAAUACCCCCUAGGGCCAUUUUCUUCCAAGGCGGCGAAGUCCACCCCAGCCGCGCCAGUCGUCGCCUCUCAAAAGGCUGCCAUUCCUGCGGCUCAGGUGAGCAAAGUUGCAGGCUGGACACACGCACCCUCCGGGAUUCAACCCGCUGGCCGAGUUGCCUCGAGCACCAAGCCGACGGGCAAGCCGACAGGCAUGACAAGCAUGUUCAACCUAGGGUACGGCACAAAUCAUCCUGCAUAUGAGGCGGCAAAGGCGAGGUCUCAGGCAUCCGCCCAACGGGCAAUGGAAAGCGCGGGCGGGCGGACGUUUCAGGCCGCGGACAUCAAACAAUUAGGAGUAGUGGGCAAAGAUGGUGGCGCUGCGAAACGCAAGCGCGUAGAGGGCGAAUCCGCCGCGAAGCAGCCCAAGGUUAGCAAAGAAGAGGCGGAGGCGCUGGCCAGACGAGCCGCUGCGCGGGCAAGGGUAGAGGCUCGAACGAUGAAAUCGUUUGGGUUAGAAUGA
Messenger RNA from Micromonas commoda, 1113 nucleotides. RefSeq lists its product with no specific name. Gene Ontology annotation, biological process: mRNA splicing, via spliceosome. The record is from RefSeq and is a predicted model, not a curated record. Lineage: Eukaryota; Viridiplantae; Chlorophyta; Mamiellophyceae; Mamiellales; Mamiellaceae. Gene Ontology annotation, molecular function: RNA binding. Gene Ontology annotation, cellular component: precatalytic spliceosome. The transcript has a single exon. The coding region runs from base 1 to 1113 and encodes 370 amino acids.